This is a messenger RNA of Zalophus californianus (California sea lion), 1996 nucleotides long. RefSeq names its product docking protein 1 (gene DOK1). Gene Ontology annotation, biological process: cell surface receptor protein tyrosine kinase signaling pathway; positive regulation of MAPK cascade. NCBI's taxonomy places the organism in Eukaryota, Metazoa, Chordata, Mammalia, Carnivora, Otariidae. Gene Ontology annotation, cellular component: cytoplasm. Bases 102 to 1553 code for a protein of 483 amino acids. The transcript is spliced from 5 exons. The record is from RefSeq and is a predicted model, not a curated record.
AGGCCGGGGGAGGGGCGGGAACGCCUCCAGUGGCGCGGCCCCGCCCCCGCCCCGCCUCUAGCCCGCAGGGUCAGGAAGCGCGGAAGGAAGCGCCGGGGGCCAUGGACGGAGCUGUGAUGGAAGGGCCGCUCUUUUUGCAAAGUCAGCGUUUCGGUACCAAGAGGUGGAGGAAGACCUGGGCGGUACUCUAUCCUGCCAGUCCCCACGGCGUAGCGCGGCUCGAGUUCUUUGACCACAAGGGGUCGAGCUCCGGAGGGGGCCGAGGGGGCUCGCGCCGCCUGGACUGCAAGGUGAUCCGUCUGGCGGAGUGUGUGAGCGUGGUCCCCGUGGCGGUGGAGAGCCCCCCAGAGCCUGGCGCCGCAGCUUUCCGCCUGGACACCGCGCAGCGCUCCCACCUGUUGGCGGCGGACGCGCCGUCCAGCGCCGCCUGGGUGCAAACACUGUGCCGAAAUGCCUUUCCGAAAGGCAGCUGGGCUCUGGCGCCUGCGGAGAACCCACCCAAGCUUUCUGCCCUGGAGAUGCUGGAGAACUCGCUGUAUAGCCCCACCUGGGAAGGAUCCCAGUUCUGGGUAACAGUGCAGAGGACGGAAGCCGCUGAGCGCUGUGGCCUGCAUGGCUCCUAUGUGCUGAGGGUGGAGGCUGAGAGGCUGACUCUCCUGACCGUAGGGGCCCAGAGUCAGAUACUGGAGCCACUCCUUUUCUGGCCUUACACUCUGUUGCGCCGCUAUGGCCGGGACAAGGUCAUGUUCUCUUUUGAGGCUGGUCGCCGCUGCCCUUCAGGCCCUGGAACCUUCACCUUCCAGACGGCACAGGGGAAUGACAUCUUUCAGGCGGUUGAGACUGCUAUUCACCGGCAGAAGGUCCAGGGAAAGGAUGGUCAAGGGCAGGAUAGUCUCAAAGCCGAUUCCCAGGAAGGAGAAGUGGCAGAGGGAAAGUUGACAUCCCUGCCUGGCCCUCAGGAGCUCCCGGGCAGCCCUCCCACCCUGUAUGCUGAACCCUUAGACUCCUUGCGCAUUCCUCCAGGCCCUUCCCAGGAUUCCCUAUACUCAGACCCCCAGGACAGCACCCCUGCUCGGGCAGGGGAGGGAGUACAGUUCAAGAAACCUCUUUAUUGCGGCUUGUACGAGCAUGUGCAGCAGCAGUUGCUGAAGGCCAAGCUGACGGACCCCAAAGAAGACCCCAUCUAUGAUGAACCUGAGGGCCUGGCCCCAGCUGCUCUCCGGGGCCUUUACGACCUGCCUCAGGAGCCCAAGGAUGCCUGGUGGUGCCAGGCUCGGGUGAAGGAGGAGGGCUAUGAGCUCCCCUACAACCCUGCCACUGAUGACUAUGCUGUGCCACCUCCUCGGAGCACAAAGCCCCUCCCAGCUCCCAAGCCCCGGGGCUUGGCCUUCCCUGAAUCCAGAGCUCUAACUGGUGGUGGCAGCAAAGGCCACAGCUCAGACACUGCCCUGUACAGCCAGGUCCAGAAAAGCAAUGCCUCAGGGAGCUGGGACUGUGAGCUGUCUAGAGGAGGGGCUGACAGGACCGGGGUCAAGUCCGAGGGCUCCACAUGAGAGGUAGGGCAAGGUUGAGGUUGCUGAUAGGGCUACCACGGGGAGGUGGCACCGGGAUCAAAGAAAUCUAUUAGAACCUGCAGAAACCAGAGGGUUGGAGAAUCCUGUGUAAGCCAGUCCAGGGGACCUGGGAGGGAUCAGGGGAAUCAAGGGAAGGAUGAUCAAUCUCAAGACGUCCUGGAAGUGGGACAGAUGGCAGGGGUGAGGGAUGGGACCUGGGAGAGACCAGCACCCCCAAGUCAACCUCCCCAAAGGAAUGGACAGCUGCCGGACCAGGUCUAUGAAAAGGGGUGCUUGGUUUGAGUUGGUGCAGUUUGAGGGGCCUGCAUGGAGGCUCUAGGGUGAUGCCGGACUGUGCCUGGAUCCUCACCCCUGCAUUGUUCUUUGCCAGAGAUCUAGAUUUCAAGAAGUUUAUUCUCAUUAAAGUCAGCUUGGGUUUAAGA